Messenger RNA from Fukomys damarensis (Damara mole-rat), 2908 nucleotides. RefSeq names its product calcium-activated chloride channel regulator 4-like. The transcript is spliced from 13 exons. Lineage: Eukaryota; Metazoa; Chordata; Mammalia; Rodentia; Bathyergidae. Gene Ontology annotation, molecular function: intracellularly calcium-gated chloride channel activity. Bases 189 to 2822 code for a protein of 877 amino acids. Gene Ontology annotation, biological process: chloride transport. The record is from RefSeq and is a predicted model, not a curated record.
UUGAGCAGGAUGAACAGAUUGUUCAGGAUUGACAGGUGGUAGAGUUGCUAUUGAGAGCAAAGAUCAUGUUUAUAAGUCAGUGGCCCUUGAAUUAACAAUUAAAAAUGGGAAAGGCCUCUGAUGAACUCCUCUCUUAGUCCACUCUCCCUCGGCUGUCCUCACACACUGUUUUCCUUUGACAAUAGGCCAUGGUGAACGCAGCAUCUACUUACAUGUUUGAAGCCACAGAAAAAAGAUUUUUUUUCAAAACUGUGUCUGUAUUGAUUCCUGAGACUUGGAAGGGAAAUCCUCAAUACAGGAGGCCAAAACAUGAGAGCUACAAACACGCUGAUGUUAUAGUUGCACCACCGGCCCUCCCAGGAGGAGAUGCACCUUAUACCAGGCAGUUCACAGAAUGUGGAGAGAGAGCAGAAUACAUUCAUUUCACCCCAGACUUUGUUCUGGGCAGAAAGCAAAAUGAAUAUGGACCAUCAGGGAGGCUUCUUGUCCACGAGUGGGCCCACCUCCGCUGGGGAGUAUUUGAUGAAUACAAUGAAGAUCGGCCUUUCUACAGUGGCAAAUCAAAGACAAUUGAAGCAACAAGGUGUUCCACAGGUAUGUCUGGUACAAACAGUGUUUACAAGUGUCAAGGAGGUAGCUGUAUAACUAGAAGAUGCAGAAUAGAUUCUACCACAAAACUGUAUGAAAAAGAUUGUCAGUUUUUCCCUGAUAAAGUUCAAACAGAAAAGGCUUCCAUAAUGUUUAUGCAAAGUGUUGAUUCUGUUUCUGACUUCUGCAAUGAAAAAACUCAUAACCAAGAAGCUCCAAGUCUACAAAACCUAAAGUGCAAUUACAGAAGUACAUGGGAGGUGAUCCGUGCAUCUGAAGAUUUUAACAGAACUGUGCCUAUGAAGACUUCACCCACUUCACCUGCCUUCUCCUUGCUGAGGAUCAGUGAAAGAAUUGUUUGCCUGGUUCUUGAUAAAUCUGGAAGCAUGGGUGGUAGUAACCGACUUAGUCGAAUGAAUCAAGCAGCAAAACACUUCCUGCUGCAGACUGUGGAAAAUGGAUCCUGGGUAGGAAUGGUUCAGUUUGAUAGUGGGGCAAACAUUAACAGUGAGUUAAUACGAAUAAGAAGCAACAGCGAAAGAGACACCCUAGUGAAGAAUCUGCCUACACAAGCUAAAGGAGGAACUUCCAUCUGCAGUGGGAUUAAAACUGCAUUUCAGGUGAUUGAAAAAAAAAACUUCCAAUUAGAUGGGUCUGAAAUAAUGCUGCUGACUGAUGGGGAAGACAAUAAAGCAAGCGCUUGUAUCGGUGACGUGGAAAAAAGCGGGGCCGUCAUCCAUUUCAUUGCUUUGGGACCAUCUGCUGAUCAAGCAGUAAUACAGAUGAGCGAUGUAACAGGAGGAAAUCACUUUUAUGCUUCAGAUAAUGCAGAGAACAAUGGACUCAUUGAUGCUUUUGGGGCCCUUACAUCAGAAAAUGCCGAUCCCAGUCAGAAGCCCAUUCAGCUUGAAAGUAAGGGAUUAACACUACAGAAUGAUGUCUGGAUGAAUGGCACUGUGGCAAUUGAUAGCACAAUAGGAAAGAACACAUUCUUUCUCAUCACAUGGAGUGGUCAGCCUCCCAGUAUUUCCCUCUGGGCUCCCAAUGGAACAUCGAUAAAAGGUUUCACAGAGGACACUGCUUCCAAAAUGGCCUACCUCACUAUUCCAGGAAAUGCACAGGUGGGCACUUGGACGUACAGUCUUCGAGCCAAAACAACCUCGGAAAUACUCACUAUUACAGUAACUUCUCAAGCAGCAAAUUCUGCUGUGCUUCCAAUCACAGUAAAUGCUAAAAUGAAUAAAGACACAAACAGCUUCCCCAGCCCCAUGAUUGUUUAUGCAGAAGUUCAGCAAGGCUAUGCGCCCAUUCUUGGAGUCAAUGUGACUGCUGUCAUUGAAUCAAACAGUGGAAAAACCGAAAUUCUGGAACUUUUGGACAAUGGUGCAGGUGCUGAUGUAUUAAAAGAUGAUGGGGUCUACUCCAGGUACUUUACAGGUUUUUCAGAAAAUGGCAGGUACAACUUAAAAGUACGAGCUCAUGGAGGAGCAAACUCUGCCAGGCGAAGCUUAAAGUAUCCACUGAGUAGAGCCGCGUAUAUACCAGGCUGGGUAGUGAAUGGGGAAAUCGAAGGAAACCCACCAAGACCCGAAGCUGAUAAGAACACUCAGACAAUUCUGGAGAAUUUCAGCAGAACAGCAUCUGGAGGUGCAUUUGUGGUAUCAGGAUUUCCAAACACUCCCUUCACUGACCCGUACCCACCGAGUCAAAUUACGGACCUGGAUGCCACACCUGAAGGAGAAGAGAUCACUCUGACAUGGACAGCACCAGGAGAGGAUUUUGAUGUUGGAAACGUUCAACGAUAUAUCAUAAGGAUAAGUGGAAAUAUGAUUGACCUAAGAGACAAUUUUGAUGAUGCUCUUCAAGUUAACACUACUGACCUGUUGCCAAAGGAGGCCAACUCCAAGGAAACCUUUACAUUUAAACCUGGAAAUAUCCCGGAAGAAAAUGCAACCCACAUAUUCAUUGCCAUUCAAAGCGUAGACAAAAGCAAUUUGAUUUCCAAGGUGUCCAACAUUGCUCAGGUGGCUUUGUUUAUUCCUCAAGCAGAUCUUGGUCCUGAUCAAAGUCAUCCUAACCCUAGUCCUGAAAAAAAUUAUAAUUUUGGAGUUAAUAUUUCUAUUCUGGUCUUGUCAGUAGUGGGAUCUGCUAUACUUGUUACUAUUAUUUUAAGUACCACUAUUUGUAUCUUAAAAAAGAAAAACUCUUCAAGCAGACCUAGAACAGGGUUUUAAAAAUCAAAAUAAUGUAAUUAAAGGAUAUAUUUGAAUUUCUAAACUUAUUUUGUGUGAUAAUGAACUGCAAAAAUCAUAUUAAGAUA